GUGGUGUAAAGUGGGUUAUUGCGAAGGGAGUUCCCUGGGAUGAGAGCUGAUCGCCAGCUUUCCUUUUGGACGCAAAUCCCGCUUUAAUCCCUGCAGCCUUCAGUCCGAGCCCUGGACGGCCUGUGUCCCCCGGCGAUUCCCAGACCUCCCAGGACGCCGGACGGGAGCCCUUGGCCCUUCUUUCUCCAGUAGAGGAGCAAAGGUUUUGCUUCCUAAGUGCACACACCACACACUCACGCACGCACACGGAGAGCGAGCAACCUCGCGGUCCCCUCCUGCCCUCCGCAUCCUCGCCCCGCGCGGCUAGGCCACCAUGGAGGUGCUGGAGAGCGGGGAGCAGAGCGUCCUGCAGUGGGACCGCAAGCUGAGCGAGCUGUCAGAGCCCGGGGACAGCGAGGCCCUCCUGUACCAGACGCACUUCUCAGAACUUCUGGAUGAGUUCUCCCAGAAUGUCUUGGGUCAGCUCCUGAAUGACCCUUUCCUCUCUGAGAAGAGUGUGUCGAUGGAGGUGGAGCCAUCUCCCACAUCCCCAGCGCCUCUCAUCCAGGCUGAGCACAGCUACUCCCUGUGCGAGGAACCUCGGGCCCAGUCACCAUUGACCCAUGUGCCCACCAGUGACAGCUUCAAUGACGAUGAAGCAGACAGUGAGAAAUGGUACCUGUCUACAGAUUUUCCUUCGACCACCAUCAAGACAGAGCCUAUUACAGACGAGGCACCCCCAGGACUUGUUCCCUCCGUCACUCUCACCAUUACAGCCAUCUCUACCCCUUUCGAGAAGGAGGAACCCCCUCUGGAAAUGAAUACUGGGGUCGAUUCCUCGUGCCAGACCAUUAUUCCUAAGAUUAAGCUGGAGCCUCACGAAGUGGAUCAGUUUCUGAACUUCUCACCUAAAGAAGCCCCCGGGGACCACCUGCACUUACCGCCCACCCCGCCCAGCAGUCACGGCAGUGACUCAGAGGGCAGCCUGAGCCCCAACCCACGCCUGCACCCAUUCGGCCUGCCUCAGACUCACAGCCCAGCCAGAGCCACGCCCCGGGCCCCCUCCGCUCUCUCCAGCUCCCCCCUCCUCACAGCUCCUCACAAACUGCAGGGAUCAGGCCCACUGGUCCUGACCGAGGAGGAGAAGAGGACUCUGAUAGCUGAGGGUUAUCCCAUCCCUACCAAAUUGCCCCUAACAAAAUCAGAGGAGAAAGCCCUGAAGAAAAUCCGGAGGAAAAUCAAAAAUAAGAUUUCUGCCCAGGAAAGUAGGAGAAAGAAGAAAGAAUACAUGGACAGCUUGGAGAAAAAAGUCGAGUCUUGCUCUACUGAGAACUCGGAGCUUCGGAAGAAGGUCGAGGUUCUGGAGAACACCAAUAGAACUCUCCUUCAGCAACUCCAGAAGCUCCAGACUUUGGUGAUGGGCAAGGUUUCUCGCACCUGCAAGUUAGCUGGCACGCAGACGGGCACCUGCCUCAUGGUCGUCGUGCUGUGCUUUGCCGUGGCAUUCGGCAGCUUCUUUCAAGGCUACAGCCCCUAUCCUUCUGCCACCAAGAUGGCCGUGGCCAGCCAGCACUCCACGCCGGAGCCGUACACAGCCUCCGUCGUGAGAUCCAGGAACCUGCUGAUCUAUGAGGAACACUCUUCCCCCGAGGAGCCGUCCAGCCCGACCACGUCUGCGGAGCUUGGGCACUGGGAUAGAGGCACCUCCCUUCUCCGCGUGUCAGCGCUGGAGUCCGGGCCGGAUGUGGAUCUUUCCCAUUUCAUCAUCUCGAAUGAGACCAGCCUGGAGAAGUCAGUGCUUUUGGAGCUGCAACAGCACCUGGUCAGCGCCAAACUGGAGGGGAACGAAACACUCAAAGUUGUAGAACUCGACAGAAGAGUGAACACCACCUUCUAAGGAGGCUCUCCUUCAGUCCUCUCCCCCACUUCCCUUCAUUCUACCUUUAUACCCUGAAAUCACCUUUGUCAUAAGCUUUUCCUCUUUGCCACUGGAUCUUGAUGAAGACAUGGACGAGCAUUAGUGGCUUCAGAUGGGAGGCCAGCCUGGGAUUUCCCCUGCAGUGAGAGAGCACCUUCCCCCCAGUCCACACCCCUCUGUGCAGAAGGGACCCCACAUCCCUCCCUCCCUUGCUCUUACUGCCAUAGGAUAUUAUUUUAGGGGUGGGGUGGGACAAGCAGGCUUGUUUCCACCAGUAGUGCCAAAAAGAUACUGCCUGAUUCACACUUGUGAGGUGUGACCCCCCACUCUUUGAAGAAGAAAUGACUCAUUCAAUCAAGACCCCAGAUGCUAGCCACAAAAAAUGCCACAAUGCCUGUUGGGAUUCGGCAAAGCACUGACUCACGUCCUCCCUUGCUCACGGCAGGGUCUCCGGUGGGAACGCGCCGAUGGCAGCCCGCCGCCCACUCUGCCCCUCAGAGCCCUCGCUGGGUUGCCGGCUCUGGCAGGCGAGGGCUCCCCUCAUCGUUCUCAGGCCGCAAGUGCAAUGCCUGAAGGGAUCAGGCUUCUCUACUCCAGGCAAAUCUGCCCCAUCUCGUUGCUUGUAGGACUUCCCAUUACCCGGUCCCCACACACCCAUAGUUCUGCCUCCCGGCUUCUCCUCCCCGUGUGUAAAUAGUAUUUAUUAGCUUGCUGAGUAUUCUUGCUAGACAGCCACACUGAAGAGAUUCCAGGCCUCCCCUCAAGCGAGCAAGGUCUCUUCCUGGCCUUUGGAGUGAGGAGAGCACCCUAGGCUCUGGGAUCCCCAAUCUUUCCGGACAACAUUU
Otolemur garnettii (small-eared galago) is the source of this 2742-nucleotide messenger RNA. It is a transcript of the gene CREB3L2, whose product is annotated as cAMP responsive element binding protein 3 like 2. The coding region runs from base 314 to 1876 and encodes 520 amino acids. The record is from RefSeq and is a predicted model, not a curated record. Gene Ontology annotation, biological process: regulation of transcription by RNA polymerase II. The transcript has 12 exons. NCBI's taxonomy places the organism in Eukaryota, Metazoa, Chordata, Mammalia, Primates, Galagidae. Gene Ontology annotation, molecular function: cAMP response element binding; DNA-binding transcription factor activity, RNA polymerase II-specific.